AUGAGAGAGAGGAAGGGGAUGGAGGAAGAAAGAGUCCCUUUGAAUGAAAGGAAGGAAGGAAGGAAGGAAGGAAGGAAAGGGAAGAAGAGGAAAGAGGGGGGGCUCAUAAAUACGUUCACAUGCUCUCUUCCUUUAUCUCUCUUCCUUUCUCUCUCAACCAGACAGAGACGUGGUUGGUCCUUUCCUCAUCCACCGCACCCUCCAUUUAUUCCAGUUGUUGAAUCUCUUCUUCACUCCAUUUAUUACUCUCUCUCUCUCUUUUCUUCUUCAUUCACCGUUUUAUUUCAUUUCCUUCAUCAUCAUGGACCACACCAUUUCUUAACUCUCUGUUCUCCAUCAAUGGCUUCUUCCUCCACCUCCAAAUCCCCUCCUCUUCUCCCCUCUCGUCACUCCCCUCAAUUCACUCCCAUUCAAGAGGAGCAUGAAUUCGACGAUUUUAGUACUCAACACAGAAUAAGCACCCCCUCUCACCACCACCAUCCUCCAACUCCUAUUCUCAACAAGCACAACACCAAAGCCAAUACCCACAAGAAGAAGAGAUCCGAAUCGGAGGAAGAUGCGUCUAUCUCUUGCAACAAGUGCAGGCCACACUCGAGAGACAAAAUCUUCAUCCUUCCUUUCGAUCACACCGCCAACCACAAUGCCUCACACACCAAACAUUCCUCUUCUCUCCUCGCUAGCCCCAACGGCAUCUUCAGAACCCUCGUCUCCAAACUCACCCGCAAGAGCCCCAUGUCCUCAUCGCAAGACCACCCUCUUCCGGUUUCGAGAGAGGACCAGUGGAAAAUGGCAGUGGCGGAACUCUCUCACAAGCUCGUUCACGCCACUAGGAAACGAGAUGAAGCCCUUCUCGAAGCUUCCAGACUCAUGCACUCCAUGGGGGAGCUAGAGAAAAAGCUCAACAAGCUCGAACUCUAUUGCCACAGCUUGAAAUCCGGCCUCGAAGAAUGCACCAACGCCAACAUUGUCUCUUCUCCGGUACCCUUCAAGCAAAGUCAAACGCUUCACCAAGACGCGGUGAUUCAGCACUUCUUGGUGUCGGUCUCCGAAGCAAGAUCAUCCGUCAGACUUCUCUCUCGUUCCUUGACCAUGCAACUGAGGCACAUGGGAAGCAAAGUGUACGAGAAAGUCUCGUUUUUGCUCCAACCUUAUGACGUGAAACUCUCCUUCUCCAAGAGCCCCAGAAGCUUGCUUUUCUACCUGGAGGCCCUCUUGAACAGAACGUUCUUUGAGGACUUCGAAACAAUCGGGUUCCAGAAGAACGCUUGCAACGUGGUGCUGAAUCCGGUGGAACGGUGUGAGGGGAGUUUCCGUUGCUUCAACAUGCUUCAGGGGUUGACAUGGGAGGAGGUGCUAAGCAAGGGAACGAGGCACUUCAGCGAAGAGUUCAGCAGGUUCUGUGACAGGAAAAUGAGUGAGAUUGUGGCGAUGUUGGGGUGGAACCGGGCCUGGCCCGAAGCCCUGUUGCAGGCCUUCUUUGGUGCCUCGAAAAGCGUGUGGAUGGUGCACUUGUUGGCCAACUCGGUGCACCCGAGUUUGCCAAUCUUCAGAGUGGACAAAGGGGUUAACUUUGAUUCAGUUUACAUGGAGGAUAUGGGUGGGGACAAGGCUUCAAAGUUGGUCCCUAGUGUGGUCAGGAUAAUGGUUGCGCCAGGGUUUUAUGUCUAUGGCAGUGCAGUGAAAUGUAAGGUCCUCUGCAGGUACUUGAGUAACAACAACUUUACCAGCCACUGUAAUAGUGUUAACAAGGAAGACAAAGCCCUAACCCCAACCCCUUGA
Sphenostylis stenocarpa is the source of this 1779-nucleotide messenger RNA. Lineage: Eukaryota; Viridiplantae; Streptophyta; Magnoliopsida; Fabales; Fabaceae. The record is from the annotation of a GenBank genome assembly.